Messenger RNA from Protopolystoma xenopodis, 297 nucleotides. The record is from the annotation of a GenBank genome assembly. NCBI's taxonomy places the organism in Eukaryota, Metazoa, Platyhelminthes, Monogenea, Polystomatidea, Polystomatidae.
AUGAUGCCUCCAGAGUAUCAGGGCAACGGACCACCAGGACCUCAACCUGAUGGCCCCGGAGGCAUGCUAUCUGCAGGUGGUGCUGGCCCUGGUGGAUCCGGAGUGCCUCCAGGGGGCAGCAAUCAAGGCCCACCUCCGCCCCCGCCUCAAUAUUUGCCUCAAGGCCAACAGCCGGGUGGAAACGGUGCCGGGCCUGUUCAAUUUCCGGUGGGAUCUUUAUUCCGUCCGACUCAAUCUACCUUUUUUUAUUUUUUGCAAACAUAUUUUCCAGCCACUUUUAUGGCUAUAUUGUCUUAA